Molecule: messenger RNA, 2136 nt
Organism: Ascoidea rubescens DSM 1968
Lineage: Eukaryota; Fungi; Ascomycota; Saccharomycetes; Ascoideales; Ascoideaceae
Gene: MSC7
Product: meiotic recombination directing protein
Exons: 1
Coding region: 62-1903 (613 amino acids)
Molecular function (GO): aldehyde dehydrogenase (NAD+) activity
Source: RefSeq, a predicted model, not a curated record
UCCUAAGAUAUAUCUGCUACUGAAUUUGUUUUUGCGACUACUGUCAUUUAAUCCUUGAGAAAUGGCUUUUGUUCAGCUGUACAUUGAUGAAUUUUUAUCACUAAAUUCACCUUCUUAUGUAUCAAACUACAUUUCAAUAUCAUUUUUCACAUUAGCAUUGACUAUACUCUCUUCUUUUUUCAUCAAGUUCAUUUUUUUCAACAAUAAGGAGUUACCUAUAGUUAGUUUUGAUGUUCAAAUCCCUGAAGAAGCUAAACCUCAUUGGAAAGGCAAAAGAUUACCGAUUCCCUCGUUAAUUGAUCCUAAUAAUCCAGAGAUAAUUCAAUCAUAUUGUCCAGCAACUGGCCAAUAUUUAGGUUCUUUUACAUCCUUCAAUAAAACUCAAAUUGACCAGUCGAUAAACGAGGCUCUAGAUGCUAAGAAAGAAUGGUCAAACUCGACCUUCAAACAAAGAAAACGGGUAUUAAGAUCAUUAAGCGAGUAUAUAUUAAAAAACCAGCACAGUAUUGCUAGAGUUGCUUGUAGAGAUUCUGGUAAGACAAUGAUUGAUGCUUCAAUGGGAGAAAUUUUUGUUACCUUAGAAAAGAUUAAUUGGAUUUUAAAACAUGGCGAAAGAAUUUUAAACAAUUCAAAUAGACCUGGUCCUUCAAACUUGCUAAUGUUUUAUAAAAAAGCUCAAAUAAGAUAUUAUCCAUUAAAUGGUCUUUGUGCUGCAUUGAUUUCAUGGAAUUAUCCAUUUCACAACCUUAUGGGGCCAAUCAUUGCUUCAAUUUUCACUGGAAAUGCGAUUAUAAUUAAAUGUUCAGAAUCAGUUAUUUGGUCAAGCAACAUUUUCAUAAAGAUUGUUAAAAAUUGUUUGAUUGCUUGUAAUCAAAAUCCAAAUUUAGUUCAAUUGAUUUACACCUGGCCAAAUGUAGCCGAUUAUUUCACUUCCCAUCCUUCUUUAUCUCAUAUAACCUUUAUUGGCUCAAGACCUGUUGCUCAUCAUGUAGUCAAGGCUGCUUCUGUUUCUUUAACACCGGUUGUUUUAGAACUAGGUGGAAAGGAUCCAUUUAUAGUAUUAGAAGAUGCUAAGAAUCUUGAUCAAAUUGCUUCAAUUAUAAUGAGGGGUUCAUUUCAAUCUGCUGGUCAAAAUUGUAUUGGAAUUGAAAGGGUUAUAAUAGUUGGUGAUAAAAAUUAUAAUUAUCUUUCUAAUAUUUUAUUCGAAAAGGUCAAAUUAUUGAGAUUGGGUUCAGAUAUUGAUCAACUAGAGGAAAUUGAUAUGGGUGCUAUAAUUACUAAUCAAAGAUUUGAAGAUUUAGAGUUAAGACUAAAAAAAUCUGUUGAAAAAGGCGCUAAAAUAUUAUAUGGUGGUCAUAAAUAUAACCACCCAAACUAUCCUCAAGGGCAUUAUUUUUCACCAACUUUAAUUGUAGACGUCACAAAAGACAUGGAUAUUGCAACUGAAGAAAAUUUUGCCCCAAUUUUAACAAUUUUAAAAGCUGAUGAUACUAAUGAUGCAAUUGAGAUUGCAAACUCAAACGAAUAUGGGUUAGGUGCUUCAGUAUUUGGAGAAAACUGGAAAAAUUUGAACUUUGUGGUUGAUUCACUCAAAUCUGGUAAUGUUGCAGUUAAUGAUUUUGCUACAUUUUAUCUUUGUCAACUACCCUUUGGUGGUUGUAAGGGUUCUGGCUACGGUAAGUUCAACGGUGAAGAAGGUUUAAGAGGGUUGUGUAUUGAAAAAUCAGUUUGCUACGAUAAGUUUCCAUUCAUAAAGACUCAAAUUCCCAAGCCAAUAGACUAUCCUAUUAAUGACGAGAAAAAAGCGUGGAAUUUUGUUAGUUCCUUGAGUGUAAGUGGAUAUUCAACAAGCUUAUGGUCUAGAGCAAAAUCAGUUGUUACACUAGCUAAAAACGCCAGCUGAUGUCAGUUACUCACAAUUAUACCAUGGGCAUUCGGCUCUUUUUUUUCUCAUAGCCUAUAACUAUAUACACAUUGCCUCUUUAUUAAUAUUCAUCAAUGCUUCAAGCACCAGUUUUUUUCUUUUCGAUACUUUUGAACAUUGACAGAAAAUUUUCGUGGUGCACCGAGAUUUUUGAAGGUGCGUCUCUGCGGUCUGUGCAUAUAUAGCGAUAGCAUGCAUGUUCCUGCAGUAAC